Molecule: messenger RNA, 885 nt
Organism: Acanthocheilonema viteae
Lineage: Eukaryota; Metazoa; Nematoda; Chromadorea; Rhabditida; Onchocercidae
Source: the annotation of a GenBank genome assembly
AUGGGUUGCAUUUACGGAAAGCCAGAUCUUGAAAUUGGAAUGCAACAGUAUCGAAUACUGAAACCUUUCGCUAAAGGAGGCUUCAGUCAAUUAUUUCUGAUAGAGGAGUACAAAAGUGGACAUAAAUUUGCCUUAAAACGGAUUGAUUGUCAUUCGAAAACAGAUGUUGAACGUGUUCGAAAUGAAAUAGAUGUGCAACAACGAUUUGGAAUGCAUCCGAACAUCCUAUCACUGAAAUGUUUCACGGAUGACGAAAUUCCGCAUGGCCUUCGAUUUUCACUUAUCUUUACCUUUUACAAACGCGGUAGUCUUGAGCAAGAACUUACAAAUCGCCGUUCAUGCUGUGAUUACAUUGACGAAGAACGGGUAAUACGUCUUUUUCUACAAAUUGCUUCUGCUGUUAAAUUUAUCCAUUCAUCUUCGCCUCCCAUUGCUCAUAGAGAUAUAAAACCGGCCAAUGUGUUGCUCUCAGAUGAUGAUCGUCCGGUACUGAUGGAUUUUGGUAGUUGUUUCGCGUGUCCAAUAAUAAUUAAUAAUGGAAAAGAUUCAAGAAUGCAAUUGGAUGAAGCUGGUGAAUUAUGUUCAAUGCCCUAUCGUGCUCCGGAACUUUUUGUUUGUGAAGUCGGUUCAAUAAUCGAUCAGUCUGUAGAUAUUUGGUCACUUGGUUGUCUUUUAUUUGCCUUAUGCUUCUUUCGCUCACCAUUCGAUGAUAUCUAUGAGCGUGGUGAUAGUAUUGCACUUGCUGUUCAGUCAGGAAAACUUACUUAUAAUGAAAGUCAUCCGUAUAGUCAAAAAGUUCUCGAUGCAAUUCGUGCAAUGAUAGCUGUUGAUCCAAAAGAUCGACCGACCAUUACUUCUAUCUGUGAGCUGUUACAAGAGUCCUAA